AAAAGGGCUCGUGUACGCACACAUCUUCGAUAAAAAACAAGAGAGGGGUCAUUGAAGUGGUGUAAUUGUAUAUGCAUAAAUAUGUCUUUUUUUUUUGGGGGGGGUCAAGUAUGUGCAUAAAUAUGCCGAAGGCUGACUAAAAAUGUAAUCAAUCUUCUUUAAAAAAUUCUGCCCAAGUGCCUAUACUAAUUGCCUUCGCGUUUCAACUCUCAGUUUUUGUUAUGUUUAAAAAUAUAAUCAAAUUUAAGAUACCCUUCGUUAAUGUAUAUUUUUAUGCCAGAAGACUUAUUAUGUCACAAGAGGUUACGUUCUAAACAAUUCCUUUGUUCCUAAUCAUCAUUCAUAUAUGCUAGUUAGGAGGGAGAUUUUCAACAUUAUAUUAUUUUCAAUAAAUAUAAAGAGACGAAUUGGCCAAUCUAUUCAAAAAUUAUUUUUCAGAUAUUCUGUUCAUACAUAUAAAUUAAACCGCAAAUCCAACUAUAUCUGAAAUUCAACUGAAGUAUAAUAACAUUUAAACACAGUUUCUGUGCAGACCAUACAGAAUUAGGGGACAAGGUAUUCUUGCAAUAUAAAAAGAAUAGAUUAAAGCCAGUUCUUCCAUGGAAAUUUGAUUGCAAUAUUUUAUAGAUCUACUUAACAUGUUCUGACCUUGAAAUUCCUGAGUAGCUUCAUUACAAUUUGCAUAUAUGUAUCCAGCUGAUGAGUUUGAGUUGACUUUUGUGAUCUUUCGCACGUUUUGCUGUUUCUCUCUGUCAUUUUUCUCAUUUCAGGUUGACUUUUGAGAUUCAACGACCUACUCUCCGUAACGUGUUUCCCCACAGCUUCUCUUUGCCAAUGCCAAGAAAAAGUAUCCAUUAGUCUUCAACUAAUUUGAGUGCUUCAGCUUCCUUCAUCCACAAGAUGGAGAACCAGCAAGAAAAGGGCAUCAUGUUCAAGAAAUUCACGUGGGCAGUUCAAGAUUUCUCAAAAAACAAAACCAAGAAACAACGCUCCAAGGCUUUUGAAGCUGGUGGUUGUAAAUGGCGAAUCGUGGUUAAUCCAAUUGGAAAGGGUGUGGAGCAUUUGUCCCUGUUUCUGAAGGCUGCAAAUUCUUUACCAUCAUUUGGUUGGACCAGAUAUGUCUAUUUCAAGCUGUCUCUCAUUAAUCAGAUCGACAAGGAGAGGUCCAUUACAAAAGAGACUCAACAAAAGUUCAAUUCAGGACAUAGUAGCUGGGGAGCGUCAUUCUUGCUUGUCAAUGACUUCGAUAAUACCGAAGGUUAUCUGGUGAACGACUCAUGCAUCGUAGAAGCUCGAGUAUCUGUCUCAGACGUUGCUUUUAAGAUUCCAGACAACUUUACCAAAAUCACUGACCAAACACAAGAGGAACAAGCAGAAACAGAGGAAUCCACAGAACUACAGCCUGAAGAUCAUCAAAGCAGUUAUUCCUCGGAUGGGACGCCACGUUUCAAAUCCUUUGAUGAAGGAUCAUGGAAUCAGUCAUGUAAAACAGAAUCAGGAAAACAAGACAUUCUAGGGGCACCAGGAGAGACAACAAGUCCUAAACCAGCGCAUUAUGAGCCAACUGCCCCACCUCUGUAUCCUUGUGUAGAUGAAUCACCUGUGGAAAUACCCUUAACCCCUCUUAAUGAUCUUAUAGAUUAUAGGAGUUUAAAGCCAGAAGAAGUCGGUUUUGUUCUGUUACUAGAGGAUGUUUGUUCAAGGUAUCCCUCACUGAUAGAGAGCCAAAAGAAGAGAAGUCCUAAGUUCAGACACUGGGCAUUCAUAGCUUUAGGCCAAGUUCUAUAUUUUCUGGAGACAACGGAGGCAAAAAAGGUGGAUGAAUCUGCUUGCAACUACCUACAGGGUCUAUGGGAAGAAGUUCAGUUAUUUGGAUUUGACUUGACGUGGUUGGAGCCUCAUGUGCAGUAUGCGUUGGGAAUGAAAGAUUAUUUGGAAAGAGCGGACAAAGUGAGAAAACUGAAGAACGAGGUGAUUGCUUUAGAGAAUGAAAUGAAGAGGCUGAGAGCAAGUUUGGCUGUUACAGAAGUUGACCUCAAUAUAGAAAGAAGACACUUGAGAGAGGAAGAAAAAGGAUUUGAGGAGAAAGACAUGGAUGCUGUAUUAGGCUGUGGCAUAUUUUAAAUACGUAGUGCACAAUAAUUUUGUGUGCCCAUUUCAGCUGGGUCAACGAAAUCUUUAAAUUGCGGAUAUGCUGCUUGUCAUGAACUUGUUUCUGUGACAAACUCUGAAACAAAACAAAAAUGUAAUCAUCUGGGACUCACACGAACAACAUUGAUAAAUAUUAUGUGAGUUUUUAUGGC
Molecule: messenger RNA, 2303 nt
Organism: Neltuma alba
Lineage: Eukaryota; Viridiplantae; Streptophyta; Magnoliopsida; Fabales; Fabaceae
Exons: 4
Coding region: 901-2124 (407 amino acids)
Molecular function (GO): protein binding
Source: RefSeq, a predicted model, not a curated record